UGGCAACGCUUGUAAAUAUCGGAGUUGUUCAAUUGAUCGGUUUCCUAUCGCUCAUCCCGACGGAACUUGAGAUGAACCGCCCCUUUACCCCAUGACGCCGCAUGAGAAGGAAGGAAAGGGGCAUGUCGAUCAGUGCCUUACUACUAUCUUCCUCAAAGCUGGGUCGUUUACCAAGGCCAUGCCGUGCAAGGUAUGCGUCCGGUGGUCUCGAAAAGGGAACCUAUCCAUGGUCGUGGGUUUUGCCCUCGCCCGAUAAUCAUACUACGAGAGUGGGUGGCGCGUCCUUGCGCCCGGUAUAUCCGACUUCCAGGACGAAACGCAUGGUAUUCAACGGGUGUAAGACCAACUUUGAAUUCAGCUUUCAGCUUUCUCUGGGAAAAUUCGUUGGAGGGAGGAACAGAUCAGCGUGGACAGCACAGUCGCACUCACGACUCACGAGGACGCACGUGGAAACAUUAAAAGGCCGCAAUCAGAGUUGCGAACACGACCUAUGUACAGAUAGCACACGACUGGGAUCUAAGAGACAGAAAGCAGCUACUUAUGUACAUGUAAUGUGGUGAGGGAGAGAAAUAUAAAAUGGGGAUGAAGGGGUUCUUUAGGGGAUAUCAAUGAUUACCCAUUAGAUAGUUGGAGGAACACUUCGACUACGCACGAACUAUGAGUUAGAGACGCCAUGGUUUGGCAAUCCCGUGUACGCGAAUGUUGUUGAAUGAUGGGCGGGACCA
Messenger RNA from Fimicolochytrium jonesii, 725 nucleotides. RefSeq lists its product as uncharacterized. The coding region runs from base 102 to 560 and encodes 152 amino acids. NCBI's taxonomy places the organism in Eukaryota, Fungi, Chytridiomycota, Chytridiomycetes, Spizellomycetales, Powellomycetaceae. The transcript is spliced from 2 exons. The record is from RefSeq and is a predicted model, not a curated record.